UAUGCUAGCCUCCAUUCAGCAAUGUUACAGCUUCCUUGGUAUUUUGUGACAUUUUUCCUCAAAUUGGGUUGAAUUUACUAUGACUUCCAGAUGGGUAAUGUUAGACUUGGCUUUUUACCCUGAACACUUCACACAUGUAAAGAGGGAGCAAGCUACGAAGGAGGAGAAAAACAAGUUCAAGACCGAAUUAUUUACUUAGUUUGUAUCAGGUAAAUGUUGUCGAGAUCUUUUUGUUCCUGACUUCGUGAAUAGAGAACGUACAAGAGGAGGAACAAUGAAGAUUGUAUUAUUUGUGUUGGUUUUGGCCUCAUCUUCCCAUCAAGAUAUCGAGCUGCAGACCAGCUCGGUGGUUCGAGGCUCCCUGGGUGAGAGAGUGUCACUCCCUUGCCGGAUCGUGGGAUGGUACUCCGUUCGUGCACUGACCGUUGUGUGGACCAAGGAUCAGGACGUGCCGGUAUACACCCACCGAGCUGGCGAGGGAGAGGCGGCCUCUGGCUUCCAGGGCAGGGCGAGCCUGGACCAAUCGCAGCUGGACGCUGGAAACGUGAGCCUGCUGCUCUCAGACUCCUCCCCCCUGGAUGAGGGGAACUACACCUGCCAAGUUGGGAGGGCCUCUGGCAGGGUGGAGCUCAAGCUAGGCGGCCUGGGGUCUCGGCCCCAGUUUCUGGUGGACAGCUUUAGGUCCAGCCGCUCGCUGUCCCUGUCCUGUUGGUCCCGUGGCUGGCACCCUAACCCAGUUGUGUCCUGGACCAGCAGCGACGGACAGACGCUGACAGGGGCGCCGCUGGACGAUGAGGAGCAGGGAGCCUCCGUCCUGAAGGACGUUCGAGACGGGGUGACGUUAACGGUGCAGAGCGGGUUAAACGUCACGUGCACCAUGCGGAAUCCUGUCCUGCAGACUCAGAGUGAGGAAGUGCUCACCAUCACAGGUGACUUUCCACCAGACGUGUCUCCUUGGCUACUGGCUUUCUGGGGGGUUUUCCCGCUGGUUGCCAUGGCAUCGGGAAUUAUAGGCUACUUCUUCAAGCGCAAGAGAGAUUCCGUCAAAGAGAAAGAACGGCAAGUUCGAGAAGCUGAGCGGGAGCCUCUUAUGAAGCAGGAUGAAUAUGCAGAGCUAAAGAAAGAACUGUCUGCAGCCAGAGCAGUCAGUAAUUCAGAAUGGAAACGAGUUCUCAGCAAGAGAACCAAGAUAUUCUCCUUGACACCAGGCUCUGAGGGACCAGAGCUCUCCUCAGGAAGCCACUACUGGGAGGUGAUCCUGAGGGACGUCAGGAGGUGGACAGUGGGAGUGAAGAAGGAGGAGGCGGUGCUGGGCAGGGACUCCUUCCCCGAGACGGGCGUGUGGUCCUUCUCCUACAGCCCGGAGAAAGGGUACUGUGCCUGGCUACACCCGCCUUUCCCCAUCACCCCCAGCAACCAGCCUAAGCGUGUGGGCAUCUUGCUGGACUACAGCGAAGGGCAGCUAACCCUGUAUGACCCUGGAACCAAACCUGCACAAAGACUUUACACCUUUAAUGCUAUCUUUACAACUCCAGUCCGACCGUUCUAUGAGUGAGGGUGGUGCAGGGGAGGGGAGGGGUGUAUUCAGUCUCAGCU
This is a messenger RNA of Conger conger (European conger), 1596 nucleotides long. RefSeq names its product butyrophilin subfamily 1 member A1-like. Bases 275 to 1555 code for a protein of 426 amino acids. The transcript has 11 exons. The record is from RefSeq and is a predicted model, not a curated record. Lineage: Eukaryota; Metazoa; Chordata; Actinopteri; Anguilliformes; Congridae. Gene Ontology annotation, molecular function: protein binding.